CUUUGUCGUACAGAGCGCCGCUGCCAGGCCGCGUGUCCACCCAAAGUCUGAACGAUGCCAUCGCUGGUGCUGCCUCUACGCUCUCGCAGGACGAGUGUCAGCUGCCAGACAAAUGGCUGACGAUGGUGCAGGAAAUGCUGACACAAGCUAGCAGCGAAGCUUCAAAUCCCAGUCCAGUUCGUCGUCCCAAGGCUGCUCGUCGUCGUCUCGGCAAGGCUUGCCCUGCUCCGGGCGUCGGAACUCACUCCCGGUUUCUGGACCGCUUGGAACCUCUUCCCAGCGCAGCGCCAAGAAGCGAUAAUGCGAACCGCUUCCAAUCAGCACUUCCGUCUUCUGAAAUCCGUCCUAGUCUCAAAGAUCGUCUGGACCGCCGUUCAGUGAGCAGUGAACGGUUGGACCACCGUUCAGUGAGCAGUGAACGGUUGUACCACCGUUCAGUGAGCAGUGAACGGUUGGACCACCGUUCAGUGAGCAGGGAACGGUUGGACCGCCGGAUUUACGAGCGGGUGGACCGCCGUAUUAAUGAGCGGUGCUACCGCCGCUCAGUGAGCAGUGAUCGGUUGGAUCGCCGUGCAUCAGUUAACGAGCGGUUGGGCCACCGUUUUUCAAGCCAAGAUCCGUUAGUACGCGAUCAGUCGGUCAAUGUGUGGUGCAGAGACGGUUCCCAUCAGCAGGCAAGUCAUUCGUUUGCGUACGCGGGUAAGCCAACGGACCCUUGCUUGGAUGGACCCAGCCAGCCCAGGCUCAAGUCGACGAUUGCGUACGAGAACAGCGCAUCUUCGGCUGCUCAGCAACGACCUCCUGCAGUCAACAAUAUGCGUGAUUUGAACACUUGCCUGAAAAACCGUCAAGUCAGACCUGACGGCCGUAAUGAAUUUCCAAUCAAUAAUCGCAAUCUGUCACUGAUGAAUCAAGGCGAGGCAUUCAUCCGUAAUAUUCCGCCAUUGAUGAACCAACCACAGAUAGUUCGUAAUGAGCCUCUUAUCAACCACAUGCCUGGCUACCAAGCGACGAAUUAUCGUGGCGCUGUCCCCAGCUACUCUCAAGGAAGUGCUUUACUUUCUCACGUCUCCCCAAUGAACCCCAACAGCGCCUCAUCCCAGGGGUUCCGAUUCCCCGGCAACGCGCCUCUGUUUAGUCCCGGGAUUCGUGCCGGCCCUGCCGCGGCCAACGCCCAGUUCUCCAGCGGUCGCGGUUCCGUGUCAGGGCAAGCGGGCUAUUCGCUCAGCUUGGGUGAACUUCUUCGGUUCAGCGAAAAUAACGGAAAUCCGGGAAAUUUUAGGCGUUUCUAGUCUUCUAUUCCUCGCGGAACGUGAGAGGUCAACGGGAUUUUCACGUUUUUGCCCGAUGCUUCGUUUGCGGAUCGACAACACGGACUUUCCUUUUAGUUGUUUUUCAAAUUUGAUUUAGAAAGAGAGACUCGAUACAUUUCGUUUCGUUCAAGAGAGACUCAACGAGAAGUAUCUACCUUCAGUUAUUGUAGAACUGAUAUAUGACAUGAAGGGAUUGGUAAGAAGUAAGAAUUGGGCAAUCACUGCUUGUAAAGCCAAGCGCUUUGUUUCUCGAUUGUUGGAAAUCGAUUUAAUGGUGAAAUUUCAUAUUUACUAUAUUUUGUUUGUAUUGAGGAAACUUAAUUAGUUGAUUGUCAUUAGCGCUUGUGCAAGCUCACAUACGCUUCACGAUUCAUUUAUAUUUGUACCGAGCGCUCGCUUGUAAGUAAUUUGUACUGCAGCACUGAUUCCAAAAUUUCUCACUCGACGUUCUGGUUUCUUCAGCGAAAAGCUUUUGUUCUGCGUCCAUUUCAUUAUUUCUCUACUAUACAACGUGUGAUGAAAAUAAUUCAUCAUUGUGAGCGUCUAGUGCCUUCCAUCAUCUAUUGCCUGUUAAGCUCGUCAUUAAGUUCGAUUUAGGUUUAUUUCGAUGUCUUGAAAAAAGUUUUGCAUUCUUGAAAGUU
This is a messenger RNA of Hyalella azteca, 1954 nucleotides long. RefSeq lists its product as uncharacterized. Lineage: Eukaryota; Metazoa; Arthropoda; Malacostraca; Amphipoda; Hyalellidae. The record is from RefSeq and is a predicted model, not a curated record.